Messenger RNA from Heterotrigona itama, 8249 nucleotides. NCBI's taxonomy places the organism in Eukaryota, Metazoa, Arthropoda, Insecta, Hymenoptera, Apidae. The record is from the annotation of a GenBank genome assembly.
AUGUUGACAGCGUACACGGUGGAUUGUUUCACGAGCGAGCUGUUUUCGUUUCACUUUGUGUUUCAGGGUGAAAGGCCGUCCGAGCAGAUCCCAGGCAUGUCCAAGUAUUGGCUGAACGUGGCCCUCCUCAGGGUUCUGCUACCGCUUGUUUUCGCAGGAUGUACAAUAUGGCGACCUGUCGGAUUGUCCCUGGUUUACUUGGCUCUGAUGUUAUACUCGCCGCACGUGCCGGUACCAGAUGCGAAAACAAUGGCUGGCCAUACAGGCCACUAUUUGAAAACGUGCAUCGGCCUGUCUUUCCUCACAGCAACUAGCCAGCUCACUUUUCACAUAGUUCUAUUAGCUCUGCCUGCUUAUGGACACUUCCUUCACAAUUGCGAAUCGAUGGAAGUGAUCUUCAGGCACAUAGGUUUUGUAAGAUUAGACAGAGCUUCCGGCUGGGAGAUCUUCUUCUGGCUGACGCCGGAAUUAAUUGUUCUACCCACCAGCGUGGCAGUGUACUUUCUCUGCCGGUUUCUGUCACAAAAGAGCGUCGUCGACGAGGAGGAAGACGCGUCGUUGCAUCGAAACGCCGAGGCACCAAAAACGAACCCGGACGGCACUGCCAAGGAAAGGGAAGUCGUAGCUAACUUUGCAACAUAUUUCGCGUCCAUCCAGAUCAUCAAUUUCCUGGGACGAAUCGGCACCUACGUAGUCCUUGCGUCGCUCUGCAUCACGGCAUCCUUGAAACCAUCGAUAGAGGGUGGUUUCUACUUCCUCGUCUUUCUGGGAGCCGCGACUUGGUGGGCCUGCAACAAAGAGCUCCGAAAGGGUUUCGCUGUAUUAUGCAGGAUCGUGAUGGCCAUCGUGAUCCUUCACAUCCUGGCUCUGCUCACCUACCAGAAUCAAGUGCCCCAGGAGUUAAUACCGGUGAACAGCACUUGGCAGCGAUAUUUCGCAUUGACGCCUGUCUAUCGGACGAACUGCACCGACCCAAGAGACGUCAAGUACGCGGACAAUGCCGAUUGGUUAAUUUACGGCUAUUGCUUGCGGCUGUUCUGGCUUUAUUACGUCUUGGCGUUGCAGUCACGGUUCCUGAGCGAAAAGCCGGCGAAGGAAGUGAAACGUCUGAGCGGCAAGCUGGAAAAUCUGAACACGCCGUUGUCCAGGCACGUUUCCAUCAGACGAAGAACACCGUCUCAGAGAUGGCAGUCGGCGCGGCGAAAGGCUCGCUUGAUGCGAUUUGGGUCCGGGAGAACGGGGCUACUGCAAGAUUCAACCGGAAGUGUCAUCGUCCAGGAUGGUCAUCAGGACGACAACAUUCAAAUGCAAAGUCUCAGUGAAGCUGCUCCGGACGAGCAAUCCGGAAUCAUCGAGCACAUCAUUAUGGCUGUAUACUCCAUCUUCCAGCUGAUAAUCAACUCGUCCUAUCUCGCUACGAAUAUCAUAAUGAUGACGUGGAGCAUAAUGUAUCACAGUUGGACAACGUUCGCGCUGUUGUUGUGGGCCUUGGUUCUCUGGAUGGUGCCGAACAAACGCGUCUCCAUGAUGACGUGUUCACCGUUCAUCGUCACUUACGCGAUGCUCUUGCUUCUCGUUCAAUACAUUUAUAGUAUGGACCUGACGGAAGAAGAACUGCCGACGAAGAUAAACGGGAUAAGCGUGUCGGAGAUUGGCUUCAUCAAGGCUGACCAACUUAGUCGGUGGCAUCUAGUCGUCAAAUGUCUGUUCAUAUCGAUGUUCUGGAUCACUAUGAGGCAAUACACAGCCGAGAGGACUCGACAGAGACGUUCCUCAGCGUUGAGGGACAUGGUGGCGCCGUUGCACGUCUCUGUCUCGACAGCUACCACGGCGAUGAAUCACGAAGCGCCAGAGAUCAAAAGUAAAUUCAUGAAGGACGUUGGUAUAGUUUUGAAGAAAUUAUUGACCAAGUUCUGGAUCGCUGUGGUGGCAAUUAUGCUGUUCAUCUCUGGCAUCACUGGCGAACGUAUGACCGUCUUCAGGAUCAUUUACAUGUCCCUCUUCUUGGUUCUAGUCAUCACUUUCCAGAUAUCCUGGACAGUGUGGAGGAAGAUGAUGUAUUCGUUUUGGAUCACAGUCAUUGGUUAUUCCGUGAUCAUGCUGAUUCUCGUCUACACUUAUCAAUUCCACAAUUUCCCGAAAUAUUGGAACUACCUCCAUAUUGACGAGGACUUGCAGAAGGAUAUCGGCUUGGAGAAAUACGAGACCAAGGACCUGUUUGUUAGAUUGCUCACGCCGACGUUCUUCGUCAUUAUCACUGUCCUGCAGAUUCACUAUUUCCACAAGGAGUUCUUGGAGGUGACCGAUAUCGAGAAAUUCGGACCGGAAGAGAUUCCCCGUGUCGAACGACCGAGUCUUGGACACUCGCCGAUCUUAACCAUGCCAACGUCUUCAUCGCCAGGAGAAGUCUUUCUUGUCGAGGAAGAUAAAACAUCUGUAUACUCCCUAAGACAGUUGAAACAAAUGUCGAAAUUGAAACGACUGGCGUUGUUUCACAAGUUGGUAGAGCACGUGUGGAACUUUUAUAACUAUAUGUGGUUGUUCCUCGAAAUUCACAUGCAGAAGAUCAUUUUCGUUUCCGUGAUGAUUUUCUGUGUAAACGACGUCUGUGCUAUUAAUUUCGUAUUCGUCUUGAUAACAGUUAUCAUAAUCAAUUCUCAGCGAAACGUUCAAAUAUGCACGGCGAACACAAUCGCCGCUGUAAUUGCUCUCCUGAUGGUCGUGAAAAUGCUGUAUCAAAUACAGUAUAUCGAUCACAACAAUUGGAACGUUAAUUGCACGAGAGUCUCGCCUGAAAAUCAGACCCAGUAUGGCAGCAAUAACACGAUGUACAACAUCGCAGAGUGGUUUGGAAUAAAGAAAGCAGAGCCAGGACAAUUGGCAGAGUUACUGAAAGGUUACAUAGGGAUCCUGGUGGUCACCACCUUUAGAAAAAUCAUCAGAAUUCGACAGUGUUUCCAUAGGAAAGUACACGGUGAACCUUUGGACACUCCUCAGAUCAUGUUCCCUUCGAUCACCAGAAAAGAUGCGGACAAAGGCGUGCCACAGUGCUUGAAAUUCCUCUUCAACUACGGUUUCUAUAAGUUUGGCGUGGAAGUAUGCUUGAUAGGAAUCGUGGCACUCAUUGGAACCAGAUUGGAUUUCUAUUCGGUCCUUUAUAGCAUGUGGCUUCUGCUGUUCUUCUCUUUGAAGAGGAAAACUGUAUCGAAAAUUUGGCCCUUCUUCAAGAUCUUUGCUAUAAUCUUGAUACCUGUCCAGUACUCUUUCGUCGUGGCUCCCCCAACUUGGUUCUGCAUAGACAAAGUCUCGUUUUCCAAAUCGAAGAACGGAGCACGGCGAGAGGCAGAGAAUUUCCAGCUGGUCACAAUUAUUCCGUCUAUCAGAACAUGGAGAAGCCAAACUUCGUGAACCCCGUGAAGGAUUACGUGUCCCAUAUUCACUCUUGGCUGGACAUAGUGAAACGAGGCGUAUUAAUAAGUCUCAUGUGGGUCACUUUGUCGAUCAUGUUUCUCGCUGGGACAGAGAGAACCAAUCUGUUCUCGUUGGGCUACUUGAUCGGCGCGUUCGUGUUUCUCUGGCAAGGAAGCGAUUUUUACUUGAGACCAGUGAAGACGAUCUUGAGAUGGUGGAAUCUUCUUAUCGGUUACAACGUGAUUGUCAUUUUCUCCAAAGCUUUGCUCCAGGGUGUAGGUUGCGUGCUGAUAGAUCAGCUGCAAAUGCUAACGUGUCCACUGAUUCAGCUAUUCGGUAUAACUUGCCUGAGGAAAUUCCGAAGCGCGGUGGGUGACAUAACUCUGGAAAAAUUUGACUGCGAGGUGCCGCGGGAAGAUAUCGGCAUGGUCUGGGACGGUCUGUGCUUUGGCUUCCUGUUAUUCCAGAAACGACUGUUCAAGAGCUACUACUUCUUCCACAUAGUGGACGAAACGAAAGCCAUGAGUAUCUUAGCAUCGAGAGGCGCGGAGUUAUUGGAGGAACUGCAUCAGAAACGCAUCGAGGUCCAGGAGAGUGUCGAGAAGAACGUACUGCAGAAGCUGAAAUUCAAGAUGGACAAGAUCAAAGCUAACCAGAGGAAGAUACAAGGACCUAGCUACAGAGAACCGCAGAUUCACGCAGUCGCCAUCAGAUCAGGCGACUACUACAUGUUCGACGACUUGGACGACGACGACGUGACGGACCUGAUCCCGGACACCGAGUCCGAGAAGCAAGAAGCGGAGAAACGCCGCGAGGCUGAGAAACGCGGCAGAAGAAUGACCAUCUCCGAGUUGAUGAACACGCUGCUUAAGACAGACAUUGAGAUCGCGACACACGUCGCCAUGUACGGAGGGACUGAAAAGGACGCGCUGAGACUUCGUCGUCGGAGUGAGCCUUUAACAAGGAAGAAAUCGUCUAUGUCGUAUCUCAGUGCACGCUCCGAGACCGACACUGCAGUGGCCACCGAUGGCGGCGACAAAACGAGUCUCACGUCGGCGGACAUAGAAACCGAGGAAAAAGACGCGUCCACGGCAGAACAGGAUAAAACGCCAGAGCCAACGGACGGCGAGUACGGAGAGGAUAAAGAAGCAGACGAGAAGAAGACGGAGGAAGAUGAUCAAAAAGUAUCGAUCGCUACGUACUUGAAAUUCCUCAUGGUGAUGAUCAAUAGCACCCUCACGUCGAUGACGAGAUACCUGAACAGAUUUUCCCGCGACUACAGAUACAUUCGCAAGGUUUUGACGAAAGAGAAGAAAGUACUGAAGUGCGCUCUUCUCCGAAAUUUCGCCUGUCCAACACGAGGACGAAGGAGGUCAGUUGUCUGAGGUCGACCAACCACCGAUAAUACAAUUAUUGGCGUCUAUUUGGUUUGGAAUAUUGGCGCAUUCGUGUCUACUCUGUUACUUCAUGGUGUUCCUUCAUCAGAUUAAAAACGCGUCUGUUCUUUCUACACCUCUGCCUCUCAUGGUGUUCUGCUGGGGCUCGUUGACCAUCCCACGACCCUCGAAAACGUUUUGGAUAACGUUGAUCGCGUACACCGAGGCAAUCGUGAUAGUAAAAUGCAUUUUCCAAUUGGAAGUGUUGCCCUGGAAUCGAGAAGCUUCGCCGAAUAAUCCGUUAUUUACACCCAGAAUUAUAGGGGUUGAACGCAAGCAUAAUUACGCUCUGUGGGAUCUGCUGUUGCUUCUCAUGGUGUUCUUCCACAGGUUUAUGCUGAAGUCAUUAGGCCAGUGGACCUCUCCGACCCUGAAGCCAAGAAAGAUCAUUCCUUCCACUUUGACUGUAGUUCCGUUAAAACUUCCACGGCCAGAAAAUAGAGGCCAGGGGGAAUCUACGUCGCUGGAAGACGAGGAAGCCGUUGUAAAAACUCCUAGAGGAAGAACUUUGAGCCUGGCCGCAGGUCAAGGUGAAAGCGCGCAAGCCACAGACGAGUAUGAAAAAUUGGUGGCGGUUCAAGGAGAGGAAGUCAGUCCCGUGCAAGAAGAGUUCAACAAAGCCAUGAAUAUGACACACAACAGGGCGAUGGUGGUGUAACAGCCUAUUUGCAAGAAAAUCGAGUACCUAUGCCGUUCUUACUCAUGUUAUUGCUGCAAUUUGCAUUGAUAGUUAUCGAUAGGGCCUUAUUCUUGAAGAAGUCAAUCGUGGGCAAACUAAUUUUCCACUACUUCCUCAUAUUCGGCGUUCACGUUUGGAUGUUUUUUAUUCUACCAAGUGUCACCGAACGACAAUUCAACGAGAGGCUUCCACCGCAAAUUUGGUACAUGGUCAAGUGUUUCUAUCUCUUAUUGGCGGCUUAUCAAUUAAGACAAGGCUAUCCCACGCGAAUACUUGGCAAUUUCCUAUUCAUGUUAGUCCCAUUCUUAUUCGAAUUAAGAGCGGUGAUGGACUGGAUCUGGACAGACACUUCCAUGACAAUAAUGGACUGGUUCAAAAUGGAAGACAUUUUCGCCAAUAUCUAUCAAAUCAAGUGUAUGCGAGGUGUAGAGGCGGAUUUCCCUCAACCACGGGGAGUAAAGAAACAGCAAAUGAGCAAGUACUUGGUCGGUGGUGGUGCCCUGUUCUUCAUGAUCGGUUUAAUAUGGUUCCCCUUGCUCUUAUUUGCUCUCGGUGGCACAGUUGGUGUCUCUAAUCUGCCCUACGAUGUUUCAAUGAAGAUCCGAAUCGGCCCUUACGAACCAAUUUACUCCAUGUCAGCGCAAAGUAGCUCCAUCAUCGAAUACAGCAAAGACGAGUUUACGAGAUUUUCGAAUUCGUACGCGAGAGACAGACCUGCCGUCACUUUCUUGGAGAAUUACAUACACUCGGAUGUCGCUGCUGUGAGAUUGAGCGGGUUCUCUCGAAAAUUGUGGAGUAUAUCUCCGCCAGACUUAGAAAGACUGAUAACAGAGUUAGAAGACAAUAGCACAACCGUGGUCGUUCACGUGGAGUGGACAGUGUCUCGAAAGACAGACGCGAAAGACGCCACUGGGAUAACGACAAAGGUGCGAGACAUAAAACUGCCACCGUACGAGAAUAACGAGUUUAACCCUGUGAGAAGGACGUUAGCUGAUAUGCUUUCUAGCAAUGAAUCGACGGUGCAUAACGGCACCAUUAUGUUGCAACAUGCGUUUCCAAAAUGGCUUGACGACGAAGUUGAGGAGGAAGACCACAAUUAUCUGUACAGGAACAUUAGCCUUCACUUGUCUACAGACGCGGACUGUUGCGCUCGACAGAAAUGGUGGAUCGUGAAAGAAGUCUGCAACGACACUUUGUACGAUCAGUUGUUAAAACGAGUGCCGUUGAAUAAUUGCAAAAUCUUGGGUUUGUACACUACCGCGGUGAUAGUGAUUAGUCAAAUGAUGAGAAAGAUAGUGAGUGACAUGGCGCCAAAGAUUAUGUUCGACGACUUACCGUACGUCGAUAGAAUUCUAAGAUUAUGCUUAGAUAUUUAUUUAGUCCGUGAAAGCGGAGAGCUGUGCCUCGAGGAGGACUUGUUCGCCAAAUUAAUAUUCCUCUACAGAUCGCCAGAGACGUUGAUCAGGUCAUUACCAUAUCAUGUCAUUACCAUACAUGUCGUAUUAAAUUAUAAGAAGAUAAUGUAACAAGUAAAUCGUUUUCUUUAGGUGGACCAGGCCUCCCGAAGAAGGGGAGAGAACUGAUAAUGAAGAUCAAGAUGACGCAGAUGAGGAUGCUGUUGCAGCAAGGGGAGAAUCAAAUGUUUAAUCAUUAAAUGUUUCUGAGAAUAACAUUAGUGAGACUAUUGAGGCAAUUUUCAAAGGGACUAAAAUUAAGUUUGUCCUUUGGCCAACAACUUUUGGGAGAUACCAUCAGUAAUGUUGAAUAACGGAGACAAUAGUUGACUCACUUACGAAGUGACACAAAGAACAGUCCAAAAAAAUUGGAGUAACUCAGGAAUUCAUUACAACCAUGUUUGUUGUUAAAGAGUUGAUUGAAAGAUUGUUCCUAUCUUCGAAUAUGUAUACUAUAAAAAAUACGAAAAUAACGCGAAGAGAAAGAGAAAGAAAUUUAGGAAAAAUUAAUGAGAAGACCUGAGAAUUAUACGAUAGAAUUAUUUAUUUCGCAAUUGUACUUUUAAUUAAGAUUUUACUAAUCUUUAUUUUAAUAUUUACCGGCAAGGAAACUCGAAUUCGUUCAUAUUCAAUGGUAUGAAAGAGAUUGUGAUUGCGAAACGUCAGUGAGAUGAUUUUGAGACAAGUGCUUUAUAUUAUAGAAUUAAGCAUCUACGAAUAAGUUUGUUGUACCAUGCGCGAGAUAAUGCUUUCUUUUUACUUCUUAUUUAUUAGAUUUCAUGCCUAAAUCGAAGUACAUUUUUAACGCAUUUAAGAUUGCAUCAUAAGUAAGAACCUUCUAUUCUUAAAAUGUUAAAGCCUCCGAAACUGCCGAUUGCAAGAUCUUUCGUUCAUUUUUAUACAUUUUUCUAAUCGUCAAUUCAUUCAACUAUAAUCCAUGAACAAUUUAUCUGAUCAUUUUGCCAAAUUUCGAGCACAUUUUAUAUAUUACACAUAUAUAUAAGGAAGAUCUUGACAUCACUGAUUGUAAAUAUACAUUGUACCAUGUGCAUCUUUGUUCAGACAUUGUAUCAUGUCGCCUUAAUAUGCCUUUUAAAGAGUAUCUUCGAAUACAUGUAAAUUGUUUCAAAUGAGUAUAAUAUGCCCUCAUCCUAAGACUUAUUUUCUACUUUAAAAAUACAAAAAUCAUACAAAUUUAAUUAUAAAGUACUUUAUUAAGCGUUUUCUUACUGACAAAAAUUUACAAUCUCUUUUUUUUCAGCUCAAUAA